This is a messenger RNA of Engraulis encrasicolus (European anchovy), 1325 nucleotides long. Its product is annotated as molybdenum cofactor biosynthesis protein 1-like. The transcript is spliced from 10 exons. Gene Ontology annotation, biological process: Mo-molybdopterin cofactor biosynthetic process. NCBI's taxonomy places the organism in Eukaryota, Metazoa, Chordata, Actinopteri, Clupeiformes, Engraulidae. The record is from RefSeq and is a predicted model, not a curated record. The coding region runs from base 86 to 1303 and encodes 405 amino acids. Gene Ontology annotation, molecular function: GTP 3',8'-cyclase activity; 4 iron, 4 sulfur cluster binding; cyclic pyranopterin monophosphate synthase activity.
ACGCAGCAUGAAGUUGGUGCCGUUGUAGAACUAAUAUUUUGAUUUGUCAUGUGUAUAUUUGCGCCUUUGUAAGCACACGGAGACGAUGAGUUUCUUGAAUAGGACCACGACACUGCGAACUCGCAGUAUAAGCUUUGUUCAGCGGUGGUUUUCAAGUGCUACGCCAGAAGAAAACAAAACUGAACUCCUGGCACCUAGUGACCCUGCGUACUCCAGGGCCGUUACGCACAGAAGUGACGCUAAUUCUGUGCAGGCCUCCUCUCCGGUCUCCAGAGAUGUGCGGCGGCGCGUGCUGCUGAAGGACGAUCUGCCAUUCUCCGCCUUCCUGACCGACUCCUUUGGCCGCAGACACAGUUACCUGCGCAUCUCACUGACUGAGAAGUGCAACUUCCGCUGCCAGUACUGCAUGCCCGAGGAGGGGGUGAAGCUGACCCCCCGCGCCGAACUCCUGAGCUCCGAGGAGAUCCUCACACUGGCCCGCCUCUUCGUCCAGGAGGGGGUCACCAAGAUCCGCCUCACAGGGGGGGAGCCCCUCAUCAGACCUGACGUACUGGACAUCAUUGGUAAGAUGCGUGAGUUUGAGGGCCUGAAGACCAUGGCGGUGACCACUAACGGCCUCAACUUGACCCGCAUGCUCCCGGGCCUCCAGAAGUCCGGCGUGGACCUGCUCAACAUCAGCCUGGACUCACUGGUGCCCGCCAAGUUCGAGUUCAUCGUCAGACGGAAAGGGUUCCACAAAGUCAUGGAAGGUAUCAGAAAAGCAGUUGAGAUGGGGUUCCACCCAGUCAAGGUGAACUGUGUGGUGAUGCGGGGCCUUAACGAAGAUGAGAUUCAGAACUUUGUGGCUCUGACAGAAGAGAUGCCCCUGGAAGUGCGCUUUAUUGAAUAUAUGCCUUUUGAUGGCAACCGGUGGAACUUCAAGAAGAUGGUGAGCUACCAGGAGAUGCUGGACCACAUCCGGCAGCAGUGGCCAGACCUGGAGCUCGUACCUGGGGCCGAGGCUGACACCGCAAAGCUCUACAGAGUUCCUGGUUUCCAGGGUCAGAUUGGCUUCAUCACUUCCAUGUCAGACCACUUCUGUGGCGGCUGCAACCGUCUACGCAUCACUGCCGAUGGAAACCUUAAGGUGUGUUUGUUUGGGAACUCUGAGGUGUCGCUAAGAGACCAGCUGCGUUCCGGAUCUUCAGAUGAGGAGCUGCUACAGGUCAUAGCUGCUGCUGUCGGACGCAAGAAGAAGCAACAUGCAGGCAUGUUCAGCAUCUCCCAGAUGAAGAACAGGCCCAUGAUUCUUAUUGGUGGGUGAUCUCCUAGGUAACCAACAUCCU